Messenger RNA from Aureobasidium subglaciale EXF-2481, 444 nucleotides. RefSeq lists its product as uncharacterized. The record is from RefSeq and is a predicted model, not a curated record. Gene Ontology annotation, molecular function: calcium ion binding; microtubule binding. Gene Ontology annotation, cellular component: mitotic spindle pole body; half bridge of spindle pole body. The transcript is spliced from 3 exons. The annotation marks the transcript as partial. Lineage: Eukaryota; Fungi; Ascomycota; Dothideomycetes; Dothideales; Saccotheciaceae. Gene Ontology annotation, biological process: spindle pole body duplication.
GAACGAGCAGGAGCACUAGACGCAUUGAGCGAAGAGCAAAGAGAAGAGAUUAACGAAGCUUUCUCCCUCUUCGAUUUAGACAAAGACAAUCACAUUGACUACCACGAACUAAAAGUCGCCCUAAAAGCCCUCGGCUUCGACCUCCCGAAAUCAGAUAUCCUCUCCUUACUCCAAACCCAUGGCCCUUCCCGUCUUGUUCUCCCUCAUGCCGCUUUCGUCUCCAUAGCAGCUUCCCGCAUCCUGGCCAGAGACCCCAGAGAUGAGAUUUUGCGUGCCUUUGAGCUUUUCGACGCAGAGGGGAAGGGGAAUAUCAAUUUGAUGGAUUUGAGACGGGUGGCUAGAGAAUUGGGGGAGGGGUUGCAGGAGGAGGAGUUGGUGGCUAUGAUUGAGGAGUUUGAUCUUGAUGGUGAUGGGGCUAUCAGUAGAGAUGAGUUUGUGGGGAUC